UCAAAUAAUUCAAAAUACUAUGAGUCUCACACAGAGCGAGAGCGAAGGCCAGAGCUGUGAGAGAUCCCAACCUCCCAAAACCUCACCACCACAAUGAAUUCCUUCGCCAGCACCCUCUCCCUCUUUCUCUCCCUCCACGACGACUCGGAACUUGACGACAACGACCCCGUCCACCCCUUGCUAUCCCUCUUGGACGCCUUACUCUCCUCCAUGGCCGCCCUCUGCUUAACGCGCCACCACCUCCUAGCCCCCACCAUCGACCGCAGCGUCGAGAUGAUCCCGAACCGUAGCAGCGAUGACUUAGUUCUUCGAACCCCCGAUCAUGGAGAUGGUGGCAAGAGAGCUUCAUCCGAUACCACUCCGCCAGUCCCCCUGAUGGUGAAGAGCCGACAAUUUACGGCCCUGUUCGAUGGCGGUGAGAGCGUGGUGCGAAUGCUUCGGUUUGAGGUACUCGUACAUGAAGUAUUGGAUCAAAGGCAAAGAUCAGACUGAGUUGACAUCAAGUAGGAAAGAUCGAAAUGUCACUCACUCGAAAAGGACCCAAGCACAACCAGUGGAAGCCUAAUGUAGAAUUAUAUGUAAUAAGGUUUGUGUUUGAGGUAGUGUGGGUGGCUACACUAUCAUAUUUAAUGUGUUUUGAUGAUAUUAAGUAUGUGUGCACGCAAAUAUUCAAGGGAGCUUAAGCUCCGCUCAUAAUAAAAAUAAAUAAGUACUUAAUGCCUUAAA
Messenger RNA from Malania oleifera, 726 nucleotides. RefSeq lists its product as uncharacterized. Lineage: Eukaryota; Viridiplantae; Streptophyta; Magnoliopsida; Santalales; Ximeniaceae. The transcript is spliced from 2 exons. The record is from RefSeq and is a predicted model, not a curated record. Bases 94 to 492 code for a protein of 132 amino acids.